UCUGUUGUCAAUGCGUUGCUAGGGAUGGGGCGGAGCUUGUUGAGAAUCGUUUUGCUAGAAGUAAAUUAGCAUUAAAACUUUCGCUUUAACCUGUUUAAAAUGUCUACAGCUCGAUUAGACGCGUUGCGAGAACGUAACAAGCACCUACCGAAGCAGCGAAAACGGGAAGGACCUAGCUGCCGAAGCGACUCAGCCGACUGCAAGGGGAGAAAGCCCGCAGUUCGGGUCACUCUUACCGAGGGAGACAGGGAGCCAUCGAGGGCGGCUCUCUCCAAACCCUCUGUGAGAUUUGCAGACACCAGUGAAAUCUGCUUCCAGCACAACACUGCUGGCAUCCUCAGAAGACCAACUGGGGGACAGAAAGACGAGGACAGAGACCCUGAAGUCCACCAAAGACUGACCAACUUUGGAGCGCUCAGUACCGAGUCUUGUCCAGUUAGAACCAGCAGAACUCGGGUAGACUUUCAGAGUACAGAUGUUGACCUGACUAGUAAAAGUGAUGAAAGACCAGCUGCAGCACAGCACCGUUUGCAGCCGUUACUCGGAUAUGAUUGGAUUGCAGGAGUUCUGGAUACUGAAGAUUCUGUGGCGGAGCUCUCUGAUGAGUUCUUCAAUGAUCUGCAAGUUUUUCGAUUUCUUAAUAAAGAGGAGUGUGUUCACGCAGCCCAGACAGAAUUUUUUGACGUGAGUCUUCCAGCUUCUGCUCUCCUGACAGAUAAGGAUGAUCCAGAGGCCGACAAAGACAGCCAUCAGUGUACAUUUUCUUACAGGAUAAACAACAGGUUGUUUCCUGUUCCCCUUCACUCUCAGGAUUGCUGCACCGUGUGCAAAAGGUCCAAAUUCUCGCAUCCUCACUCUAUCGCAGAGCCAGCUCUAAUCAGGGUCAAUAUUCCUCAUGCCGCCCUCCUGCCGCCUCACAAAUACAAAGCUCACCGGCGAUGCAGCUUUGACCCAUCUGAUAGUUUGGGUUUACCAGCGCACUGUCUUUCAGGAUGGUCAAACACAGGUCAGAGCAGCAUAGCUCCACCCAGCAGCCUGGACCUGCGGAGCAACCUUCAAAUGAAACAUGCUGAUGAGUCACCUGACACAGAAAUGGAGGGUUUGUUUGCACCCGAAGCGUCCCGCCACAAUCGCUUUGACCAGCUCUCCGAUCUGUCCCGCUUGGCUCGUCACAACUACCAACACUGUCCUCCGAGGAGACUGAGAAGCUCUUUCAACCCCGUGUCAUCCUAAUCUAUCAUGCAAAGAGUGGAGGAUGUCCUGUUUCCUGCCAACAAACUUUUUCUAUGUUUUUACCCUUUAGGAGUCUUUCAAAAUAAAUGCAUUAUUUUACUUGG
Oryzias latipes (Japanese medaka) is the source of this 1337-nucleotide messenger RNA. RefSeq names its product migration and invasion inhibitory protein (gene miip). The record is from RefSeq and is a predicted model, not a curated record. NCBI's taxonomy places the organism in Eukaryota, Metazoa, Chordata, Actinopteri, Beloniformes, Adrianichthyidae. Gene Ontology annotation, biological process: negative regulation of cell migration; negative regulation of G2/M transition of mitotic cell cycle.